CUUCUCUUUAUUUCUUCCUUCCUAUUUUGUCACCUGUCUGUCUGUCGGUCAGUCCGUUGGUCGUCCUCCUCCUCCGCCCUCGCUCGACCGCAUCAGUUGCCUUGUUACCUUUUUUUUUUCUUUUGCGAGGUGACUGAUCUCGACUCUCCUUCCAAAGACACGUGCAGUGUGUGAGGCUUCUUCCUUUGUUUUUCUUCGUGUUGUGGGCUUCAAGGUAAAGCACACACACACACAUAUCAUGAUGUUUCCGUCAUCAAUAAUAGUGGGUGUGACCGCGCUGGCGGUUGGGACUGCUGCCACGGCUGUCAUGCCCAGGACAAGUGCCUCGAGCGGCGCCGCUGCCACUGCUUCGGCAUCGAUCACCUCGUCCGCCGGGUCCAGUUCGACAACGUCUUCCGCCAUCACAACACAUACUAUCGCGGUUGGGGCAAACGGUUUCAAAUUCCAGCCUACAACGACAAAUGCUUCGGUUGGUGAUAUCAUUGAGUGGAGGUUCUAUCCGACGGGACAUUGGGUCGUCAGGUCAGCGUUUGGUCAGCCAUGCAUACCAUAUGAGGACACUGGCCCGAACCUCGUCGGCUUCUCGUCAGGUCCCCAGGACGUGGAGACGACUUCGGACGAUGGCCCGACAUUUCAAGUUAGGGUCAAUGACACCGAGCCCAUCUUCUUUUACUGCGCGGCCUCAGGAUCUUGCGACAAGUAUCACAUGGUCGGCGUCAUCAAUCCCACCGUCAACGAAACCUAUGAGAUGCAGUACGAAUACGCAGAGAACGUCACCUACCAGAUGACCCCAGGCGAGGCUUUCCCAAGUGAGACCGCCGACUCGACCGCAUCUUCCGCUACUGCCACGUCGGGCGCGUCCAGCGAUGGCUCCUCGUCUUCGUCCUCGUCGGGGAGUGGACAUAAGGGCCUCUCGGGCGGCGCUAUCGCUGGUAUAUCCAUCGGCGCAGCGGCGGUCGUUGUCUUUGCCGUGGCGCUGAUAUACCUUUUUGGCCGGAGGAGCGGGACGAACAGGGCAUUUGGCGGUGUAGGGCCGAGCGGUAGCGUAAUCGACCCGUACGGCGGCGGGCCGAUGCAGGAUGCCAAGUACGGCGGACCCGCUGGGCCCAAGAGUCCUGGCCAGGACACCUUCACGUCGGCUGGAUACUCAACGGCACCCUCUGUCGACCCGUAUCAGCAGAUGCACAUGGGCCAAUACGGCAACGGCAUCGGCUAUCCUGCUAGCACCGGGAGCCCGCCGCCUAUGAGCGAGUACUCGCAGAGUUUGUACCAGCAGCACUAUGGGAGCGUGCCGCAGCUUGGGGUGGACGGUGCUUCUCAUCACCAACCGACAACGCAAUAUCAAACACAUCAACCAUUGCCGCCACCGCCGCAGGAUCAACAAAGCGCCGCAUACAACGCGCCAGUAGAGCUUCCCACGUCGCUGAACCCAGGGAACUCGCCUUUGCCACAGUACAACAAUCCUGCGGGCACGUACAGCUGGGGUCAAAGCAGUGAGGGAACUUACCGACCGAGCAAACCAUUAUGA
This is a messenger RNA of Cryphonectria parasitica EP155, 1528 nucleotides long. RefSeq lists its product as uncharacterized. The record is from RefSeq and is a predicted model, not a curated record. Bases 239 to 1528 code for a protein of 429 amino acids. The transcript is spliced from 5 exons. Lineage: Eukaryota; Fungi; Ascomycota; Sordariomycetes; Diaporthales; Cryphonectriaceae.